Molecule: messenger RNA, 2813 nt
Organism: Nasonia vitripennis (jewel wasp)
Lineage: Eukaryota; Metazoa; Arthropoda; Insecta; Hymenoptera; Pteromalidae
Exons: 2
Coding region: 26-802 (258 amino acids)
Source: RefSeq, a predicted model, not a curated record
CAAUCCGACGAAGACGAUUCUCUUAAUGUGUAGCAUCUUGAACUUCGGCACCUGCCAAAGCAAAGAACUUGUUCUAUCGGACUACGUUACAAAUGCUCCCGACUUUUUCAUGGCGAAGGACGAUUCUUUUGACAUUGUGAUACUCUGCAGCGAAAGUACGUACUGCAAGUACAACAUCGACGUGGAAGGAAACGUUAUUUCUAAGCUGGAAUCUUGGUUGCACUAUGAUCCUCGACGUAAUUAUGAAGGCACGACUCUCCGUGUGCUAGUAACCGAUAAGAGGCGUAAACUCUACGUGACGAACACACUGGAUGGAUAUCUGAAAAGCAGUUUAGAGAAGUCUGACGAUUCGUGGGUGAUGCUAUUGCCAAUUUUGGAUGAUGAUCAGUACAACGUCUUAAAUGAUGAAGAUGAUCCCGAAUACGUGAAGAAUGCCGUGGCAUAUUCAACUGCUCAUGGGACGAUCGGCAUAGCUACAGCUGUCGACGAGACUUGUGUAAAAAUCUGGCAGUUUGAUGACAAGGGUUAUCUAAAAUUAAACGCAUCGAUUGAGCAUGAAUUUUUCGUGAAGUAUGUGAGAAUUUAUAAUUCAGCCGAUGGUAGAUUUGUCUUAUUGACCAUGGGUACGGAUAGAGGAAGGACGAUGGUUUUCGAUAACAAAUUUGACAAAUACUAUUUUACAAAAGUCGCUGCUGAUGGAAACAUCAUCGGAACAAUGCAGAAGACUGCAAAUCCUGAUGUGAAACUCAGCAGGGAUACGAAGGUUCAGCUGUUUAAAACCAAGUUAAUGAGUGUUGCGUAAACUUUGAAAACAUUGUCUAUUAUCAGAGUUGGAACAGUAAAAGAAGCAAGGCAGAUCGCUUGGUUAGGUGCUUUGAAGGCAGUGAUUUUUGUGAGAAAAGUAAUAUCUUUUGAUUCUUUAUUUUUCUUCAUUAUUUUGGAUUUAAAAUGCAGACCUAAAAUGGUCUUCUUUCUAUUAGCGGGAAAUAAUGAAUUCAUUGCUAUUGUCCGCGUUAGUAAACUCGAUUGUGAGAUAUUUAUGUACACAUGUAUACUACGAGGUGCUACGGCGGUUAACAUGGUGCCCCUACGUAUAGACACAAAAAACGCUGAAGUCAAUUGAUAAGCGGUUUUCUUAAUGUUCAUUAUUAGGAACUUCAUAAAAAAAAAAAUAGUAGGUGAGAUCGUUAAAAUAUAUAGGUCGUUCUUGUUUAGAUGAAAUGACAAACAUUAUGUACGAGAGGAAACAGGAAAAGUCAAUUUUAAGAUUUUCGGUCUUUUAUUGAUCAAAUUUCUAAACCUUACGAACAGCACAAAUACAUGAAUUGUUAAAAUAGAAUAUUUGCAGGCGUCCGUGAGGACAUGAAAUUUUUCGCAGUAUCGAUAGUGGAUGGGAGUCACGUGAAAUGCACUUGCUUUUUCGAUUUUUCGAUAAAAGAGAAAAAGCGUCGAGAGGAGGGCGAAGGAUAUAGGAAAUAAUGACGGGGUAAUUGAACGUCUGAUCUACUCGGUAUAAUCACUUUACACAUAUUGCACAAUUGAACGAGUUUUGUAUUUAUAUAUUUUUCAUUUGUCUUUCUCAAUAGCAUGCAUCCAUAACCACCAGAAUUUGUUGUUGUUGUUGUUGAUUUCUUCCUUAUGACUCGACUCCUUUUUUAUCGCUUUCCUUCGCGCUUCGGAACAUUUCUAUCGUUGGUUUUGUUUGCAUCGUCGUCACUUAAUAAAUGUGCGUUUGACAGUUUGACAACUUAUUAUUCGGUAGCUUCAAUCGGUACGCAGCAUACAAUCAAAAAUCGUUCGAUUAAGGGAACGCUGUCAGAAUUUACAAAUUGUCAUUGUACAAGAGUAAAGUGUUUUGUCUAAAUGUUUUAUGUGUAUGUAUGUACGCCUCAACGAAUGACAGAAAUGAUCAACAAAGAGAAUUUAUCGUUAUUUAUUUAUUACUCUUUUUAUUUUCAGGCGACGUAAAAAACAGUAAAACUGUAUGUAUAACACGAGUUCUCAUAUGUUUUUUAUUUUUAUGUUGCCCGUUCAAGGCAAUAUUGUUUUAUCUACAAAAUCAUUCUUAUGUUUUAUCACAAGUUUCAUUUUUUUUAAAUGCGUAUUUUUUGUAAAAUACGAUUUCUAAUCUAAAGAUUACUAGUAAGCGAUAACAAUCAUACAAGGGUGACUUUUUCCCUUAAUUGACGAUUUUGUGAUACGAAUUACGAUACAAGUAUAAUGUUAUUAAUAUGUAAAACAUAAAUUUAUUGAUAUGAUAAAAUGAAAAUUCUUAUAGUUAAAAUAAUACGUCAUACAGUACAUACAAUCUAUCGUCACAAGGUUUUAUUUAAAAUCUACCAUUGGACCAUUAAAAUCCUAACAGUUGAUUCCAUUGAUUUCAUUAGGAUAAGUCCUGCGAGAAUAAGAUCAUUAACAAUUAAGAAUUCAUUGCUUUGUAACAAAUUUGCCGCAUCUCAAAUAAAGCAUGAAACGAGCAAUAAAAAUAAUUAAAUUUACAUCAACCUGAUGAUCAAAAAUAAAAUGAUCAGUUAAUCGGAUUAAAUAUUUUUUUUUCGGUUAAGUUGUUAGUCAAUUACAACUUAGAACUUUUAGCAAAAUCGCCAAACGUUAUACAAUCUUUAUAAUUCGCGUGUAUAUAAUUUUUACAUCCUAAUCAGCCCUAUAUAAAAAUACAAUUUUGUAAUUGAAACGUAACCAAUUUUUCGUAAAAAAAAAAUAAUUAAUCGCAAAAGCAAUAAUACGUUCAAUCACUAAAUAACAGCGUAAAUUUCAUUAUUAAAAGUAAGUAAACACUUUGCCUAAGGUCCUUA